UGUCACAUCAAGUGAGUUCCUCCCGACGAGCUCUACAUGUUACAGCAGACGCGGAGGUUGUGAUGCGUUCAGGUGCCGCUCCAUUCAUUCACACAGCGUAGCAGAGCCACCGUUCCGGAUAGCAAAGAUGACAUCCAGCACGCUACCCUAGCAGAGGAGGAGGACUGUGACUCGGCGGGGGGCGGCAUGGGCUGCGCACCCAGCAUCCACGUCUCGCAGAGCGGCGUCAUCUACUGCCGCGACUCGGACGAGUCCAACUCGCCGCACCAGACCACCACCACCAUCUCGCAAGGGGGCGGCGGCGGAGGAGCAGCGUUGCACGGCCUCUUUAUCAAGACCGACGCGGCCGAUGCCAUCCCGUCCGUCAUCGCCUAUCAGAGCCGACACUCGAGCUUCAACUCCCACCGGGAACGGAGGGACACCGGCGGAGGAGGAGGAGGCGCGCACGUCCUCAUCGAGGCCGAGACGCAGACCAGCGACGCCGGUGUCAAGGUUUCUUCUAAAGAACAAUGUAUUGGACCCAUGAGAGUGAGCCAGGAGGCCAUUCAGGUCUUGCUAGUGUUCGCCAAGGAGGACAGCCAGAGCGACGCGUUAUGGUGGGCGUGCGAUCGUGCCGGCUUCAGAUGCAACAUUGCCCGGACGCCCGAGUCUGCGCUCGAGUGUUUCCUGGGCAAGCACCACGAAAUCGUCAUCAUCGACGGACGCCACUCGCGCUACUUUGAGCCUGAGGUCGUGUGCCGGAUGAUCCGUGCCACGAAGCCCUCAGAAAACACUGUUAUUCUCGCCGUUGUGCCACAAAAGCCAUCAGAACAGGACGAACCUUCAGUUCUUCCACUGCUGUGUGCUGGAUUCAGCCGAAGGUUUGUGGAGAACACCAGCGUGUCGGCGUGCUAUAACGAACUGAUUCAACUUGAGCACGGAGAAGUGAGAUGCCACUUCAAACUCAGGGCUUGUAACUCGGCCUUCACGGCGCUGGAGAAGUGUCAGGAAGCCGUAGAGAUCACAAGUGAAGACCGGGUCAUACAAUAUGUGAACCCUGCAUUCGAGCGGAUGAUGGGUUACCACCAGGGAGAGCUUAUCGGCAAGGAGCUGACUGAACUCCCAAAGAGCGACAGAAACCGGGCGGACCUUUUAGAAGCUAUCAAUACCUGCAUUGAAAAAGGAAAGGAAUGGCAGGGAAUUUACUACGCCAGAAAGAAAUCCGGCGACAGCUUGCCACAACACGUGAACAUAACCCCUGUUGUCGGCCAAGGAGGGAAGAUUCGACACUUCGUAGCCAUCAAGAGACCUCAUGUCGACAACAACUGUCAGGUGCACAAAUACAAUAAGGAGGACCGAUGCAGUAUGGAACAUUCUUACCCAGAGUGCCACUCUCUACUCCACCGCGACAGGAGGAAAGACUCGAUGGAUACGAGAUCACUCAGCUCCCGCAGUAGCGACGCUGCCAGUUUACAGAACCGCAGACACUCAUCCGUCGCCAGGAUUCAUUCCAUGACAAUUGAGGCUCCCAUCACCAAGGUGAUCAACAUUAUCAAUGCUGCCCAGGAGAGCAGCCCGCUAACCGUGGCUGACGCUCUGGAGCGUGUGUUGGAGAUUCUACGGACCACUGAGCUUUACUCGCCUCAGCUGGCGUCAAAGGAUGACGACCCACACACCAACGACCUAGUCGGCGGGCUCAUGAGCGAUGGACUGCGGCGAUUAUCUGGCAACGAGUAUGUUUUUUGCAAGAACAUGAGCCAAAGUCAGCUGGCAAUCCCAGUCACGCUGAGUGAUGUGCCUCAAUCCAUCGCCGAAAUGCUCAAUGACGAGGAAUGUUGGGAGUUCAACAUCCUCGAUUUAGAGGCAGCCACACACAAGAGACCGCUGACUUACCUGGGACUGAAGAUCUUCACCAGUUUCGGUGUGUGCGACUUCCUCGACUGUUCCGAGGCGUCGUUGCGCUGCUGGCUGCAGCUUAUGGAGGUCAGCUACCACUCGUCCAACUCCUACCACAACUCCACGCACGCCGCCGACGUACUGCACGCUACCGCCUACUUCUUACGCAAGGAGAGAGUAAAGAGCAGUCUAGAUCAGCUGGACGAAGUGGCGGCGUUGAUCGCUGCCACCGUGCACGACGUGGACCACCCGGGCCGGACCAACUCCUUCUUGUGUAACGCCGGUAGCGAGCUGGCCGUCCUGUACAACGACACAGCGGUGCUGGAGAGCCACCAUGCCGCCCUUGCCUUCCAGCUCACCGCACGUGAUGGCAAAAGCAACAUCUUUAAAAACAUUGAGCGGAACCAGUUCCGAACUUUGCGGCAGGCUAUCAUCGACAUGGUGCUAGCCACGGAGAUGACGCGACAUUUUGAACACGUCAACAAGUUUGUCAACAGCGUCAACAAGCCCAUGGCAGGCAUCGAGGAGACCAACACUUGUAGCAUAAGCAGUGACUGUGAAGGUCAAGCAAACAUGAGGAACUCUCCAGAGAACCGCCUGUUGAUCAAGCGAAUGCUGAUCAAGUGCGCCGACGUGGCCAACCCGUGCAGGCCACUGGAGCUCUGCAUCGAGUGGGCCGGGCGUAUCUCUGAGGAGUACUUUGCUCAGACAGAUGAGGAGAAGAGGCUGGGGCUGCCUGUGGUGAUGCCUGUGUUUGACCGCAACACCUGCAGCGUGCCCAAGUCGCAGCUCUCUUUCAUAGACUACUUCAUCACCGACAUGUUUGACGCCUGGGACGCAUUUGCCAGCUUGCCAGGUUUGAUGGAGAAUCUGUCAGAGAACUACAAGUACUGGAAGACUCUGGACGACAUGAAGUGCAAGAACCUGCGCCCUCCGCCGCCGUCUUGACUGCAUACCACUCUCCACCGCGGUCGUUUCCCAGCAGAUGAUGGGAAGUCUUCAGCUCUAGCUCCCAAAAAAAUUGACCCAAAUGGAGGUGGUCCUCACCCGGCGACGACUACGCCCUUUCCUGACAGAUUAUUCUUCAUAUUUUGUAUUUCUUUUUUAAUACAGACAUCCACCGUUGGUGUGAUUAAAACAUUAGAAACUGUUGAAAAGACAAAGAAUGCUUCUAAAAGUUUGAAUCUGAAAAUGUGUGAGCAUUGAAACACCAACACCUCAGCAGGUGCAACCAUAAUGGCCAUAUGAGUGACUAGGCGAGUUCUUGCAUUGCUCACUAGCGUCGUCUAGUGUAUAUACAAUGUUAUUGCAGGGAAGACUGACUUACCGUAAAUUGUGUUCAACUUCUUCAUGUCAUGUAAACUCAAAUGAAUGAUUUAUGGUAAAAUUACACAACCAUUUGAUGACAGAGUGCCCAGUGAAUGAAAGAGAAAUGUAUGUGAAAACGUGGGAAAUGAAGGUAAGAGCUUUUGAACAUGCUUGUUUAAGGGGGAUUUAGAUAUUUUUACUUAUUAAAAAUAAGGUUGAUUUGUUAAAUAUUGAAAAAGUACUCCUGAUGGUGUAAGAAAACUUUGGAGUAGAGGCAGACAUUUUCCUUAUUAGCAACAUGUUGGUAGUACAAUUGUCACCAAGUGCAAUAAUAAAGCUUUUUUCUUUUUAAUCUUAGCCUUUUUCUGCUGAGAUUUAACUGGCUCCAAGUGAUUUAUUAUUAUUUUAUACAACUAUUAAAAAGAGUGUUAGCAAAGUGACAUGCAUUUUUACGAUAGCCACGGGACUAACCUCAACUAAUAGUGACAUGCAACAUCGACUUAAAAUCUUGUUUUGUGUUUGUUAUCAAUUUCAACAAACAACAGUCUAGUAUGAAAAUGAAUUCAGAACAAAUGUGUAAAGUUGUGACAAAGAUCUCUGAGUUUUUUUUUUACUCUCACGUGACUCCACUAAACUAAUACUGUAGACCAGGGGUGCCCAAGUCCAGUCCUCGAGAGCCCCUAUCCAGCUUGUUUUCCAU
Messenger RNA from Corythoichthys intestinalis (scribbled pipefish), 3883 nucleotides. RefSeq names its product phosphodiesterase 8B (gene pde8b). Gene Ontology annotation, biological process: signal transduction. NCBI's taxonomy places the organism in Eukaryota, Metazoa, Chordata, Actinopteri, Syngnathiformes, Syngnathidae. Gene Ontology annotation, molecular function: 3',5'-cyclic-AMP phosphodiesterase activity. The record is from RefSeq and is a predicted model, not a curated record. Bases 187 to 2823 code for a protein of 878 amino acids. The transcript is spliced from 22 exons.